GGGGGUAUAAUCAGAACCGAUUUGAACACGCGGGGAAAUUAUACUGUGGGUAUUAUGUUGUAUAUGGUGAUAAACCAACCUACAAGUGGUUAAACCACUUACUGGUUGGCCGAACCAACCAUUGUUGGUGCUUCUACAAAAUGUAAAUGCCGGGGUCAAUAGUUUACUCGAAUAAUUUGUUUCCAAGCAAAUUGAAUCAACGUCGUUUAUUGAUUAUUGGCAACUCGAGUAAGUAGGAACGUGUUUAUUUGGCGAGCACUCCAUGAUUUAAAUAUUUAACAAGGUUAGUUCGCCACAAACUCGGAGGUUCUAUUUAACAAUGUUGGUGCUUAUUGGCGACUUUUUAAAUUUAUAAUUUACUUGUGAGCGUUCAUAUUGGCUCAUUACGUCACGUGAUUGAGUGUUAACACGGAAUACGUCAUCAAUCUAUAAUAUUGUAUAAAUAGAAGUCGCGAAUUAGCGUGACGUGGCUUUUAUCGACCCACUGUGACGUACAUGGUGGUUGCGUUUAACAUGGGUCUGUUGGUGCAAUACAUGAUGUAUAAGCCACUACAAUGUCGUGUUUAAACAUUUAUAUUUCCCGCCAUUAAGAAACAACUAAACUAAGGUAAUGUUUUUUCAAUGAGAAAGGUUUUUCUUUUCGCACACCUCCUAAAACCGUGUCAAUCAUAACGACAAACAUUAAACACGCGAAAAACAAAGUCUUCAAAAUCGUUUUUAACGCUCGGUCAUCUUAGGCACAACAAUGUGCUUGUUACGUCACAAAGGGUUUUGUAUCGAUCCAGCGAUUCUUCUGUUUUGAUCAACAAUGGAUACGCUUCAAUGAACGGAGGUUUCCACCAAUCAAAGGCGGGAGCAAUUAAAGUUAGCGGGUUGGCGAAGAAGACGGACUACCCGGCUUAUGGCGUCACAGGGCCCAACCCUUUGCAUGAUCAAACGUUUGAACCGAAAUGCGACGGAAAUUUAAAUAAAAGUGCCGAAGUGUUUCAUUAUAAUCAAACAAAAAAGAAGAUUAAAGCAACGAACAGCAUACACAACCAUACACACGAUCAUGAGCCGCAUGGUGGCGCUGCGGAGAUGAACGACGAAGAAACGAGUGAUGGGGAAUACACGGUGUAUGAAUGCAGUGGGUUCGCAUCGGUAGUGGAAGGACCAAUGGAGAUCCACAAUCCAUUGUUUGAAGACACCUCGCAUAAGCUUUCAACAAAUGGGAUGGUUAUACCAGAGCAAGUUCGACCGUGAAAACGUAUAUUUAUCAUAUCGUGAUAUUUAUCAUAUCGUGAUAUUUAUCAUAUCGUGAUAUUUAUCAUAUCGUGAUAUUUAUCAUAUCGUGAUAUUUAUCAUAUCGUGAUAUUUAUCAUAUCGUGAUAUUUAUCAUAUCGUGAUAUUUAUCAUAUCGUGAUAUUUAUCAUAUCGUGAUAUUUAUCAUAUCGUGAUAUUUAUCAUAUCGUGAUAUUUAUCAUAUCGUGAUAUUUAUCAUAUCGUGAUAUUUAUCAU
Ciona intestinalis (vase tunicate) is the source of this 1497-nucleotide messenger RNA. The record is from RefSeq and is a predicted model, not a curated record. Lineage: Eukaryota; Metazoa; Chordata; Ascidiacea; Phlebobranchia; Cionidae.